UGUCAGCCUGUAUCCCAGAACGGAGGAGGGCAUACGAAACUGCGAAGAUAGUUCCGACGUAAUACGUUUGGAAAAUAUUUGGAAUUCCACUUCCGUCCGAGACGUGACUCUUUCUUUUGACGAGAGAAUUCCGCUAGUUAAUACACUUUGGCAACUUUUGGUUGGCAUUUACACGUUAAUCGAUGGCUUCCUCGCCGCAGAAAUCUCCGUCUUCUCCUAAAUCACCGACCCCAAAAUCGCCACCUUCAAGAAAGAAAGAUGAUUCCUUUCUGGGGAAGCUUGGAGGAACUUUGGCAAGAAGGAAAAAGGCAAAAGAAGUGUCUGAGCUCCAGGAGGAGGGGAUGAACGCCAUCAACCUGCCCCUCAGCCCCAUCCCGUUCGAGCUGGACCCCGAGGACACCAUGUUAGAGGAGAACGAGGUCCGCACCAUGGUGGACCCCAACUCAAAGAAUGACCCCAAACUGCAGGAGCUGAUGAAGGUGCUCAUAGACUGGAUCAACGACGUGCUGGUGGGGGAGCGGAUCAUUGUGAAGGAUCUGGCCGAGGACCUCUACGACGGCCAGGUUCUGCAGAAGCUCUUCGAGAAACUGGAGGGGGAGAAGCUGAACGUCGCCGAGGUGACGCAGUCGGAGAUCGCCCAGAAGCAGAAGCUGCAGACGGUUCUGGAGAGGAUCAACGACACUCUGAGGGUCUCGUCCAGGAACGUCAAGUGGACCGUUGACUCGGUCCAUGCUAAGAGCAUGGUGGCCAUCCUCCAUCUGCUGGUGGCCCUCUCCCAGCACUUCCGAGCUCCGAUACGACUCCCGGACCACGUGUCCAUUCAAGUUGUAGUGGUCCAGAAACGUGAGGGAAUUCUGCAGUCUCGCCAAGUCCAGGAGGAGAUCACUGGGAACACUGAGGCUUUGUCUGGAAGACAUGAGAGGGACGCCUUCGACACUCUGUUCGACCACGCUCCGGACAAGCUGAACGUGGUGAAAAAGACCCUCGUCACCUUCGUGAACAAGCACUUAAACAAGCUGAACCUGGAGGUGUCGGAGCUGGACACACAGUUUGCUGACGGGGUGUAUCUGGUGUUACUCCUGGGCCUCCUGGACGGGUACUUCGUUCCCCUCUACAACUUCUUCCUCACCCCGGAGAACUUUGACCAAAAGGUGCACAACGUGGCGCUCUCCUUCGAGCUGAUGCAGGACGGCGGACUGGAGAAGCCCAAACCCAGGCCCGAGGACAUAGUGAAUUGCGAUCUGAAGUCCACGCUGAGGGUGCUGUACAACCUCUUCACCAAAUACAGGAAUGUCGAAUAAACAGGAAGCGUCUCCGGGGCAACCGGCCUGGUCAGCAGGCUCCUUCACCGCUACCAUUCUCCGCCCCCUGACGGCACACACAGACUGCCGUACAUGUGAUCCCAGUUAAUACUGUAUUACCCCUGCAGACAUUUUGGGCGGAUAUCAAAUAUAGAUUUUUUUUGUUGUUUUUUGUUUUUUUUGUUUUUGUGAUUUGAUUUGAACAGUGAUUCAUUUUAUCGUUAUUGCUUUUCAUUUUGAGGAAAAUAAGAAAAUCCCGAACGCAAAUAAUCAUAUUGUUAAAUAUAAAUACAAUAGAACUGGCAUUUGGUAGAAACAGGUAUCGGAAAGCAUUCAGACACGUGUAAAUGUGGGGAUCUUGUUAAGGUGCGGUAUAGCACCACAUGGAAAGUCAGGGGUGAAGCUACAUUCCUGUUAAACUGUUAAAAGGUAACGCCAUUUUGACCAAAAGCCCCUAAGUUGCUGGAGGAGCCCUUGAAGCAACAUGGGACCAUACAACAUUUAUGAUGGCUUUUAGAAAUGUGUGUACUUUUUAUUGUAAUAUAUACAAUACAGAUCAAUUUUCUAGACUUAAUGCCUACCAGUGUGUAAUUAUACAGUGCCUUCCAAAAGUGUAGGUAGAGAUUUGUUAUUUUUGCUAUAUACUUCUGGCAUUUGGAUUUGAGAUUAAAAAGUUAAUUAGAAAAAAUGUACAGAUAAUCAGCUUUUAUCUCCUGGUGUUUACAUGCAUGUAUGUUUUACCAUUUUACAGAAACAUCUGUUUUUUGGUUGAGUCCUCCCAUUUUCAGUUGUGCAAAAGUAAGUCAGUGGAUGAACUUAAAAGUAAAUCAAAGCAA
Molecule: messenger RNA, 2137 nt
Organism: Anguilla anguilla (European eel)
Lineage: Eukaryota; Metazoa; Chordata; Actinopteri; Anguilliformes; Anguillidae
Gene: parvaa
Product: parvin, alpha a
Exons: 13
Coding region: 183-1301 (372 amino acids)
Biological process (GO): actin cytoskeleton organization; substrate adhesion-dependent cell spreading; establishment or maintenance of cell polarity
Cellular component (GO): focal adhesion; cytoplasm; actin cytoskeleton
Molecular function (GO): actin binding
Source: RefSeq, a predicted model, not a curated record